UUUGACGUUUUAAAAUAGUUUUACCCUUUUGCUGGAUUUGUGUUUUUCAAUUAAAUAACAAAUUGUAUAACCAAAAAUGUCUUUGAGGAUCGGUGGUGCUCUAAAGGAGCUCAGAAUCCAUCUGUGCCAGACUAGUAAGAACGCUGAAGGUGUGAGGAAUUUUUUGAUCAAAAACUACGUGAACAUUAAGAAGGCCAACCCAGACUUUCCCAUACUGAUUCGCGAGUGCAAGGGCAUUCAACCGCGCGUUUGGGCUCGCUAUGAAAAAGGAGAGGAGCGCACCGCAUCUCUAACCGACCAGUCUGCAACUGAUGUUAUGAACACCCUCAGUAAACUUUUAAAGUGAAUUUAGUUAUUAGAUGUUAUUAUUAUGUACAGCUUAUAGACAUUAAAUUUUUGUUUUAAUUU
This is a messenger RNA of Hyposmocoma kahamanoa, 408 nucleotides long. RefSeq names its product NADH dehydrogenase [ubiquinone] 1 alpha subcomplex subunit 2 (gene ND-B8). The coding region runs from base 77 to 346 and encodes 89 amino acids. The transcript is spliced from 3 exons. The record is from RefSeq and is a predicted model, not a curated record. NCBI's taxonomy places the organism in Eukaryota, Metazoa, Arthropoda, Insecta, Lepidoptera, Cosmopterigidae.